This is a messenger RNA of Phytomonas sp. Hart1, 3573 nucleotides long. Lineage: Eukaryota; Euglenozoa; Kinetoplastea; Trypanosomatida; Trypanosomatidae. The record is from the annotation of a GenBank genome assembly.
AUGCGUGUAAAGUCUAUUGUAAUUGAUGGAUUCAAAUCUUACGCCCACCGCAAGGAGCUUGCUGAUCUCAGUCCUCACUUUAACGCCAUCACUGGUCUUAACGGGAGUGGAAAAUCGAACAUAUUUGACGCAAUUUGCUUUGUGAUGGGCAUUACAAACCUCAAACGUGUGCGUGCGGAGGAUCCGCGCGAGCUCAUUUUUCGCGCAGGCACCACCGGCGUCCACGCCGCGCGAGUCACCAUUGAGUUUAUCAACGACGACCCCGCAACCGCACCCCCUGGGUACAGUUGCGAAGACUAUCCCAUAAUCACAGUCGGGCGGCAGAUCAAAAUCGGCGGCAAACAGCAAUUUUUUCUAAACAACGCUGUCUCCAUGCAGAGUAAGGUUAAACGUUUUUUUGAAAGCAACAGUCUUAACGUGGAUAACCCACACUUUAUGGUACUGCAGGGAACCGUGCACAAGCUGAUUGACAUGCGCUCACAAGUGUUGCUUUCGUUGAUUGAGGAGGCUGUCGGGACAAAGGCCUUUGACCACCGCCGCCGCGUGGCGGAGACGCUUAUACGAAAUAAAGAAAAGAAGAUGCUUGAGAUCGAUCAGAACAUGGAGACGCAGAUCGGCCCCAUGUUGGCAGACAUGAAGGCGGAUCAGGAAGAGUAUCACCGCUUUCUCAAGGCUAGCGCAAAUUUGGACGUCAAGAGGCGUUUCCAACUCGCGUUUGAGUUCUACGAGCGCAGUAAUCUACUGCAGGAGAAACAAGAAUCGAUGGACCGUCGGAAGGAGGAUGCCACCCAUGCGAAGGGACAACUUGAGGUAAUUCCACAGCAAGAAGACGAGCUGACACGCCAACUGAUGCGCCUGCAGGAAAGCAUUGUCUCCCCGUCGGAUGCAAUGGUCACGCUUCAUGAAAAAGAAGGUGAACUGAAAAAACUAUGUAGUCGAUGUCAAAGUCAGAUUGAUUCAUGUGCCAAGACGCUCAAGCAUCUAGAGAGCCAGCUAAAGGGGUUGCACCAGGAAAGGGAAAAACAGACCAAAGCACAACUAGGAUUCAUGAACCGUCGUAAACAACAUGAAACUCUACUUCAAAGCAUCGCGCAGGAACGUGGUAAAGUGGAUAAACUGCGCUCUGCACUUCAACUCGCUCAAUCGGGUGUUCGCGCUGGAACCUCUGGGCUUUCACUAGCGGAGGAACUCAGCGAAGUCGAAAAUCAAAUUAUUCGUCUGGAUUCUAAAAUUCAACGGAGCAAAGAGAACAUUGUACAACUGACUUUGCAGCUCAAAAAUGCACAACAGCGCCACUCCCAGCAAUCUGGACAGCUCCUACAGCUAAAAAAAGAGAUGGAGCGGGCGCAGGCCAAGUUUGAAGCAACCUCAAAGCUUUACGACCCCCUCGCCCUUCAGGAAAAGCGCCUUGCCACACUGAAAGAUACCAUUAGUAAGGCAAAGAUUGAAUUUCAGGAGGCCUACGACUCAUUUCAGCGAGAAGCUGCUACAUCUCGUAGCUUUGAAUUGGAAUUUGACCGUCGUGGGUGUCCAAAAGAUGUGGAGGACAAAAUUUUAGGCCGUGUAGGCGAACUCAUUUACCCGAAAGAGGACACUCACAAAAUGGCUCUCAUGGUUGGCGCUCAGGCACAACUUCUUCGAGUUGUUGUUGAAGACGACACUGUAGCCGAGUACGUCAUCAAACACGGCCUGCGGCAGAGAACUUCCUUCUUAGCCUUAAACCAACUCCAAAAACCACCAGGAAUAGACCCAGCUCGUUUGGAAACAGCGCGAAGAAUCACGGCGAGUAUGAAUGGCUUUAUGUGCAUCGCAUCAGAAUUAGUAGAAUACGCGGAUCCUAAGCGCAUGGCGGGUCUCUCUGAAAGCACUUUUGGAAACUUUUUAGUUUGCUCUACUUUAAGCCUUGCGCAGGAGCUCGCCUAUAACCCGGCAGUUAGGUUCAAGGCAGUAUCACUAGAUGGUGAAGUGGCGGAGCCAAACGGUCUCAUUACCGGUGGGUCCACUAGCCACUUGCGGGAUGUCUUUACCGAGCUCAAAACGUAUAGAGAACGCAAGGCGCCGCUGCAAGCCAUGCGCAUACGCUUAAUUGAAAUGGAGCGCGAAUAUCACACCAUACGAAGCGAGCUAGAGCGGAAGAAACAUGUUCUGAAUGAUCAUCGAAACGCCGAGGGAGAACUUGAGGUCAUUAAACAGAGACUUCAUCUUGUUCAGGGCAGCUCAAAAAGCAGUAUUGACGAGGCGGAGGCCCAACUACGGUCUGGGCAGAAUGCCCUGGAGUCCGCGGAAUACGAGCGGCGCGAGUUGGUGGAACGCAAGCAGCAGAUUGAAAAAGAAGCUGCCAUCGACCCCGAUCACUCGCGUAAGGAGCUGCAGAACCAAAUGGAUACCGCUGAGCGCACGUUGGCGAGGCUUUCCAAGGAAGAGGAAGUGAAUGCCGGAUCGUUUGAGCGGCUUGAAGCGGAUAUCGAGCAACAAGCUACGGAUCUUACCACCAAAACACGCGAAGUGGAAGACGAACUGUCUCAACAACAGCGCGAUCGUGUUGUCUUACAAACACAGCUUAAACAAGCAGAAGAAGAACUAGAGAUGGUGCAGAAGGAGUGUAAACGAUCUGAGGCGCAUCACAUGCAGGUGGAGAGGGAAAUCGAAGAAGCACAAGCGGCAAUUACCGGUCUCACCGAACGGCGACACUCGCUUGAAAAUACCGUGAAGAACACUGAAAUUGAGUUGAAGGAACUACACAAAAUCAUUGAAGGACUGCACCGAUGGGUGCGCGAGCAGGAGAAACGCCAUAACUGGAUCACGCAGGAACGCCACCAGUUUGGCGACCCGAGUGGCCCUUUUUUCUUCGCCGAUACUGCGCGCACGCAGACGACACUUCAGGAGCUACGUGAUGCGGAGGCCCAGGCUGCGGUGAUGUCGCGCCGUACGAACAAAAAGGCAACAAUUCUGUAUGAAGAACGGAAAAAAGAAUACGAUGAACUGGCAAAACAGCGCGAGGCGCUUGGAGAAGACAAGGAAGCAAUCCAGCAGUGCAUCCGCGGGAUUGAGGUCAGGAAAUGGCAAGCACUUGACCGUAUGGUGGGAGUAGUGAGCAGCAUUUUCGGAAAGCUAUUUUCAACUUGCCUGCCUGGCGCGACCGCUGAGUUGGUAGAGGAGCGUGACGAUUAUCAUCAUCUCAGCGGACUAGCAGUUCGUGUAUUUUUUAACGGAAAAGUAAAGACUUCUCUUUCGGAGCUCAGCGGCGGGCAGCGCUCUCUUCUAGCUUUGUGUUUGAUCUUAGCUAUUUUGCGUGUCCGUCCAGCACCAAUUUACAUCCUAGAUGAGGUCGACGCUGCGCUGGAUCCGAGCCAUACACAGAAUAUUGGGCGCAUGCUGCAGCUUUAUUUUCCCAACUCACAGUUUUUAUUGGUGUCCCUGAAGGACGGUAUGUUUAACAAUGCUAAUGUUCUCUAUCAUGUCCGCAAUACGCAGGGUUACUCUGAAAUCAGCCGUGUGGUAAAUUCUACAAAAAGCUCCAUUGAUAAUACAGAUCCUACAGAUAAACAAAGACACAUCUCCGAUAUAUCUUGA